UGUUUUGAUAAUGACAGGCGUUGACCACCCCAAAACAUAUAGCUAAUUUUACAAUUCCCCGUCCGCUGUAGGUGUUCUGCAUUAGGCCGCUGCCCGCCGGGGGGAAGUAUUUGUACCGGUAAGGCGUCGCUAAGGAGGCGCCGCCAUGGAAAGUCGUUGUUACGGCUGCGCCUCAAAGUUUAGCCUCUUCAAGAAGGAGCUGGGCUGUAAGAACUGCGGACACUCCUUCUGCUCCAGCUGCUUGACUCUCAGUGCUGUGGUGCCUCGCUGUGGCAACACCCAGCAGAAGGUCUGCAAGCAGUGUCAUGGUAAUCUCACAAGGGGAGAAUCUUCAAACAAUGCUGGAAGAUGGUCCCCUCCUGAAAACUACAAAAAACGGGUCGCUGCACUCGAGGCCAAACAGCAAGCACAGUCCACACAGCCUGGUGGCCAUGGAGGGAGCAGAAACAGCAAGUCGGUCCAUCUACCAACCAAAGGGCUUAGCAAAGAAGACCACGCUAUUACUGAGAGGCUUCAAAAGUUGAAAGAGGACACUAAACCCAAGUCCAUCCCUUCUGAAAAGGAGAUUGAGUCACGUCUUGCUGCUCUAAAAGCGCCCAGCCAGCCAGUGCCUUCAGCAGAGGAGAUGGAGGAUCGUCUGGCAGCUCUGCGGGGUCAGCCACCUCCAUCACAAGCUCCUCGACCAGUACACCAGCCUCCAGACGCACGGACUCAGACUGAACAAGCCAAUGAUUUGAUCACUCAGAUGGCAGAAGAAGUCGCCAUUGAUGACCAGCAAUCAAGCCCAGAAGAUAGUGUUGAUAUGAAUGAUCUCAACAAAGGCGAGGGCGCUGUUUCCGAUGAGAACUUGGAGGACAACCAGGGAGCAGCCAGGCAGCAGGAAGCAGAGAAGGAACGUCUGCUUGAAGAAGCCAUGAAGGAACUGAGGAGGGAGCCCCAUUCCCAGGAUCAGAUCCUCCACAUGGCCAAGAGGCUGGCCCGGUUAAAGGGGCAGGACCCAGAUAAAGUCACAGCGGAGGAUUUCAAACAACCCGACAGCGACGAAGAGACAGAGGAAGAAGCCGUGAGGAGAGUGCUGAAGCAGCUCUCGGAAGAAGCGGCGCUCGACGAAGCCAGCGGAUACAACAUUCCCAUAGAGCAAAGCGGACCCAAGAACAGAGAGAAAAAGAAAACCUCUAAAAAACAAACUCCCGCACCGAAGAGCCGGGCCUCUCCAGCCGCUGCCGCACACCAGCCGUCGGAUAGCGACGACGACGACGAACUUCCGUGGUGCUGCAUCUGUAACCAAGACGCAACGCUCCGCUGCCACACCUGUGAUGGGGACCUGUACUGCAGCCGCUGCUUUCGGGAAGGCCAUGAUAAAUACGACAGGAAGGAGCACCGCACCAGUAGCUACGCUGCUCCAAAGAAGAAGAGGAAGAUAUAACACUAAAGAUGUUCGUCCUGUUCACCUCUGACUUUUCAUGACUGUAGGAUUUGCUCUUAUUGCCUCAUAUUGUAGUUCUCUAGAACAGCUUCUUGGAAAAUGAAACCACUAUUAGGAAUCAGAGCUCAUCAUAACACAUUAACUUAUAUUGCCUAGGAUAAGCAUUAAUGAAUACUCUCUGACAUUUUUUGCACAUUUUUUUUCAUGGCACAACCACAAAUUUCAUUUCAUUGGGAUAUUAUGUGAUAAACCAACACAACAUAUGGUGUUCAACCCCUGUUAUGGCCGUUUGUAUUCAGCCACCCCCCGCUGUUGGCAUUUAGUAAAAUCCCCUUCUGCUGCAGUUACAGCGGCAAGAAAUUUGGGGAAUGUCCUUCGCAUCUAAAGAUAGAAAUAUUUCCCCAAUUUUUCUUUGCAAAAGAGCUCUAGCUCAGUCAGAUUGAAUGAAGCAUUUCUCUAAUUGGUUUUGGUCUAAACUAAUCUGUUGUAGCUCCAAGUUUGUGUUUAGAUGUGUUGUUCUGCUUUAAGGUGACCGCCCACCUGUGUCUAAAGUCUUUUGUAGCCGCCAACCGGUUUUCUUCCUAGAUUGCACCUCUAUUUAGCUUCAUCUAUCUUCUUGACGGUUCUGCUUUCCUGCCCCUUGCUGAAGAAAAGCUUCCCCAUAGUGUGAUGCUGCCACCACCGUGUCUCAAUAGGGCGAUGCUGUGUUCAGAAGGUUAAUUUUCACCAGCGAUGAGGUUUUAAAUAUUCGUCCAAUAGUUUGUUUUUGUCUGAUCUGACAAAGCCUUUCCUUCCACAUGUUUGCUGUGCCCCAUAUGGCUUGUAGCAAAACAGAAAGGUAAUGGGUUCUCCCACCUGAGCUGUGUAAAUAUGCAGCUCCCCUAUAGCCACAAUAGCUGCUUCUCUGAUAAAGCUUCCUCACAGCCCAAUCAGACUCUUUAGGUGGAUGACCGUGUCUUGGCAGGCUGCUUUUUUUUCCCCAGCCUUGUAAGAUGUUCAAAGCUUGGGAUGUUGUGUUUUUUUAUGAUCAAACCCUGCUUUAACUUAUCCACAACUUCCUCCCUGUCCUGUCUGCUGUGUUCCCUGGUCUUUAUUAAGCUGUUUUUUUUUUUUUUUAUUUAUAUGUUUUUUUUUUUUUACUAAUGCUGUCCAACAAACCUCUGAGGUCUGAGGAACAGCUGGAUUUAGACUGAGAUACUCAAAUUGCAUAAAGGUUGACUCAGUGAGGUAGUUGGACAUUAUAUAGGGGUCAUCAUUGUAAAAGCAGCUGAAUACAAAUACAUGAGAAAUGUGAAAUGCUAUCAUUUUUUGUCCAACUGUAAAUUAUGGCCUGCUUUGCGUUGGUCAGUUACAUGAAAUCCCGAUUUAAAAAAAA
Molecule: messenger RNA, 2801 nt
Organism: Fundulus heteroclitus (mummichog)
Lineage: Eukaryota; Metazoa; Chordata; Actinopteri; Cyprinodontiformes; Fundulidae
Gene: zfyve19
Product: zinc finger, FYVE domain containing 19
Exons: 11
Coding region: 146-1426 (426 amino acids)
Biological process (GO): abscission; mitotic cytokinesis checkpoint signaling
Cellular component (GO): midbody; cleavage furrow; centrosome
Molecular function (GO): phosphatidylinositol-3-phosphate binding; metal ion binding
Source: RefSeq, a predicted model, not a curated record